GGGACACGUAGCUAGGCAACGUUAGCACGGUCGGGCUAAACGUGCUAAUGAACGUCGCCGAUUCUCCGUGGCCUUUUACAGUUUUUGUUCGUCUUUUUCACAUAAAUGUCGGUUGUAAAUCAGAAUACUGAACCCAGGAUUAUGACAACGUGCUUGCAGUUGUAGCUUGUUAUGUGUUCGUGUAACGGCGAGUAGCUAUCUAAAGCGAGCUAACUCAGCUAGCCGUCUGUCUCGUCGUUAUUCUCUGUUUCCGCGUCUUAGUCUUAGACACUGUUACACUUAGGUCAGUUAAAUAAGCAAGUAUGUCAGAGUCUGGUCACAGCCAGCCUGGAAUGUACGGACAGGGCCGGAGGAGAAGGCGCCGGAGGGACAGAGAGCCCGGGCCGCCAGGCCAAAACCUGUCCGGCCCGAGUCGCGACAGAGACUUUGGCCCUCGGGAGCGGCGGGAUGGGAGCGAAGAUCCCCCUGGUCCACUCCUUCAGAAGACCCCCAUAAUUCUAGCCAAGCCUCCUGGAGAGAGGUCAAAGCAGAGUGCUCCGGUCAGUGGCACUCCACUGGAGAAGCCCAUCAUGCUCAUGAAACCCAGAGAGGAAGGGGGAAAGUCUGCUGCUGCCUCUGAUGCUGCACCGCCAACCUCUGGCCCUGGAGUUGCAAAGCUGGAGAGGGAAGGCCAGCGUCCAACCCAGCCAGUCUAUCAAAUCCAGAACCGUGGCAUGGGCUCAGCUGCAUCUGCUGGGGCUGUUGACCCUGUGAUUGGCCAGACUAAGCUUCUGCCCCCUGAGAAGAUGAAGCACAGUAUUAAACUGGUGGAUGAACAAAUGAACUGGUGCGACAGUGCUAUGGAGUACCUGCGUGACCAAACGGACAUGCUGGUUGUAGGAGUCAUUGGCCUGCAGGGGACUGGAAAGUCCACGAUCAUGUCCCUUCUCUCAGCUAAUACACCUGAAGAGGACCAAAGGUCGUAUGUGUUCAGGGCGCAGACUCAGGAGAUGAAGGAGAGAGGAGGGAACCAGAGCAGUGGUAUUGACUUCUACAUCACACAGGAGAGAGUCAUCUUCCUGGACACGCAGCCCAUUCUGAGCCCCUCCAUUUUGGAUCAUCUCAUCAAUAAUGACCGCAAACUGCCUCCCGAGUAUAACCUUCCACACACAUACGUAGAGAUGCAGUCUCUGCAGAUAGCUGCCUUUCUCUUCACUGUGUGCCAUGUUGUAAUCGUGGUUCAAGACUGGUUCACAGACAUCAACCUGUACAGGUUUCUUCAAACUGCUGAGAUGCUGAAGCCCUCAACUCCAUCUGCCAGUCAUGACAGCACUGGAUCCUCAGGGCAAGACGACGGAUCUGAGUACUAUCCUCACCUCAUUUUCUUGCAGAACAAAGCAAGAAGGGAGGAAUUCUGUCCUCGAAACCUGAAGAAUAUGCACAUGGUUGUGGACAAGCUGAUGGCCCAUUCACACCUAAAGUAUAAAGGUACGUUGUCCAUGCUGGACUGUAAUAUCUUCCCUGGGCUGGAACGAGACUAUCUCGGAACUGAAGUUAACCUCUUCCUUUUGCCAGUGCUGGAGAACGACGGAGACGAAGCCUUGACGAGGGCAGGGUCUGGGUCUAUGCCUCUCUUCUCUCUGUUGCCUGGCUACAGGGGUCACCCCAGCUUCUCUUCCCUGGUGUCCAAACUCCGCAGCCAAGUCUUAGCCAUGUCUCGCAAUCAGCUCUCGCACACCAUCCUUACAGAGAAAAACUGGUUCCACUAUGCUGCCAGAAUUUGGGAUGGUGUUAAGAAGUCUUCAGCCCUGUCCGAGUAUAGCCGCUUGCUGUCAUAAUCAGGGGCUCCUAGACGUGCCUGGGAUUUGGAGAAAUGGAGAAAGUCGAUCUCCUUCGUGUGCUCUGAGGCUCGACCACACAGUGCCGCAUGUAACAUCGCUGCGCUCCAUGUUCAGCCAGCUGUCUUGAUUAGAACAGCGGAUGUUCUGAAAGGACAACAGCGGUGGGUUGCACUUGUUGCUGAGCUGUUGUGUUUUGAGCAGGGAAAUACAGCAAAUAUGUGUUUGCUGACAGUGGAUCUAGGCAGCUGAGCCGAGUGGUAAUUGUUUUUGAAAGAGCUGAUGAGCUGAAUCUGAUGCCUCAUGCAAUUAUAUCAGGAAUGUUUGGUAAAAAGCUUCAGCAAGAUCAGAAUGAUUUCACAGAUGAUGAACUUUAAAAGAUCCUUCAGACAAGUCGUUUUUUUGUGUCCGUAUUUAUCAUUAAAACAGUCUGCUUCUCUGGGAUGUUUGAUUGCUUCAUAUGCCUUAUUUUACACUUCUCUCUGAUUUUUACCCAUAUUUCAUUAAAUAGAGAGUAUUGCCCGCACACUGUUGAAAAGUCAGACAAGUCUAGCAAAAAUUUACCUUUCUUUUUAUGCCCUUACUCUGGAAUACUCUUUGUACACUAUUUAGAUCAGUUUUUUUGCUUUACGCACCUGAAGCAAUCUACUUUUUACGGAGCGCAACAGUAAUUUUUGUUCUACCCAUAUUUCUUUGAAAGUUCUUUAAUAGGAAUUAGGCUCUGGUGCAAUACCCAAUAUUUACCUCUUUACUGACUGCUCUUGCAAGCCAAUCUUUGUCAGUCAUCAGAGAGAUUGUUUUUUUCGCUAAACGUUUCUAACGAUUUCCUUUGUUGACAGGAAAGGGCCAUUUGACUGAUGUGCAAAACGACCAACCACAGACUGUUGUUUUUGCGUGUUUGAGUUCUACAACAAAAACAGACCUGUGUGAAACAAAGGUUCAUGUUCAUGUUAGCUGGCUGAAGUGGCACCGAUCUGUUUUUUUUGGGAGCUUUCUGAACACAAAGAUCUGAUAUUUUCAAAUUAGAUCUGAGCCUUUUUGGCUAUGUUGACCAUUCAUCAGUGUUGAUGAAUAAUUUUUUUUAUUAUUAAUUAUUUAUUUAUUUUUUUAAUAAAAUUAUAAGAACUUCUGUGACCAGUUCCACAAACGUAAGAUACACACACUCAGGGUCUUAAGUGCUUGUGCACCUUUACAUAAUGUGCAAGUUCAUCAUGCAUGUGUGCACUCGACAAAGGACAGAGAGAGCAUUAUUAUAAAUUAACUAAUUUAACUGAAAAAGAAAAAAAAUGAAUUACAAAAAUGUUCCCCUUGCUACCCUAACGAUAAAGUCAAAACAGGUCAACGGGCCACCCCUACGUUCCCCACCUCUCAAAAGAACAUACAUUCAUAAAGGUAUGGCAAACUCAAAGUAACAAUUCCAUCCACAAGACGGCAUGUCAUGGCAUUUUAUACUUCUCUUAAGACGUCUGCCUUGGAAUUUCUUUGGGUUUAUUAUAUGGAUUUUUUGUUUUUUGCCGCUCCCAGCAUGGCAUUGUUACUUUGAGUUUGCUGCAGCCAUACCUGAGGAGCAUCUGUUCCUUUCCUUUAUUUGUGUGACGUCUGCAGCGCUUCUUCAUAUUUAUUUAUUCAUAAAGGAAUCUUCACUGACCCAUGUGUGCAUGUAAGCUAGUAAAUCAUAGUAUUCUUAAUUGCUAACAGGUAACCAAAGUAACUGGAGGGCAGCCAGUGGAGUGGAGCAGUGUGGGGCCAAAUCAAAACCGCUCGCCACUGAUAACCCUUGUCUCACCAACAUGGCAGGGAAAGCCUCGUCCCAAAUGGUGCCCUAAGCCCUGUUUCCAACCCAAAGUCAACACUUUGGUGAUUUCCACAAUGUGCAGACUUAGAAAGCAUGAAACCUUGAGGAUGUGGACUGUCGGACUUUGAGUGCACCAUUUGGGACAGGGCCGAAAAAGAUUCAGGUGUGAGUUAAAAUGCAUUUGUUGAUUGAUUUACCAUCUACUUGAGCUGUAUUAAUCUGUAUUAAUCUAGAAUAAGCUCAUAAAAUGGUACAGUACUGGUACAGCCUGUGUGAUGCUCGAGUCCCAAACGCAUGCUUUUAAAACUAGCACCCUUGAUGUCUUGUGCCCUCUACAGCUGCGCGGUUGAUGACGUCACCAAAGUGCAGACCCAACUGAUGUUGCUUUAGGUGAUCCUGUAGAUGCUUUUUGAGGGAAAAUUUGUUUCACUUCAUCUUUUAAAGAGAAUUUUAGGGCAAUUCGCUCCCUGUUUCAAAACAAAGCUGCCUGCUUACUGUACGUUACAGCAUACUGGAAUAACUUUGCGGAUAGAAUUCUUUGGAAGAAGGUUUGGUUACUCUUCGGUUUUGGAGUGGUUUGAUAUUAAAUGGUUCAUUUCAGAGAAAGUUACAGACAGUGGUGGUGAUAGGAACCAUGUCUACAACACAAAUCUAGACAUUUUAUUUACUGUCCAAAACCAACAGUUAACCUACAACAGAAUCAGAAUCAAGCUUUAUUGGGCUGGUAUGCUUACACAUACAAGGAAU
This is a messenger RNA of Colossoma macropomum (tambaqui), 4359 nucleotides long. RefSeq names its product SMG9 nonsense mediated mRNA decay factor (gene smg9). The transcript is spliced from 13 exons. Gene Ontology annotation, biological process: nuclear-transcribed mRNA catabolic process, nonsense-mediated decay. The coding region runs from base 303 to 1817 and encodes 504 amino acids. NCBI's taxonomy places the organism in Eukaryota, Metazoa, Chordata, Actinopteri, Characiformes, Serrasalmidae. The record is from RefSeq and is a predicted model, not a curated record.